Molecule: messenger RNA, 4119 nt
Organism: Poecilia reticulata (guppy)
Lineage: Eukaryota; Metazoa; Chordata; Actinopteri; Cyprinodontiformes; Poeciliidae
Gene: reck
Product: reversion-inducing-cysteine-rich protein with kazal motifs
Biological process (GO): sprouting angiogenesis; blood vessel maturation; extracellular matrix organization
Cellular component (GO): plasma membrane
Molecular function (GO): protein binding; metalloendopeptidase inhibitor activity
Source: RefSeq, a predicted model, not a curated record
UGUGCGCUCCCUGCCUGGAAAUAAAGAGAGUUAACGGGGAUCCAUGAAGUGGCAUGUUACAGCACCGCACUUUUUUCCUGGCUCUUCUUCUUCACGAUGUUCUUUGGGAUUUUAAUAAGAUGCGUGUGUGUUUCCCGAUAAGCAGCUUUCUCCUCGCCGUCAACUUUUACUGUCAGCUGCUGCGUGCUCAGGAUCCCUCCUGCUGCCAAUAUGCUGCUGAGUUAUCACCCUGUAAAGAAGCUUGUGACCAGCUUGCGACCAUCAAAAGUGAGUCACGCCUAAAGCAUCUCCUCCAGAGGUUACCCAAUUACUGUCCUGAGUCUCUGAAUGAGCUCUGGAUGUGCAUCAACUCUACACUCCCAGGUGUUUCCAAGAAGUCUGAUGGUUGGGUUGGGCUUGGUUGUUGUGAGCUGGCCAUCGCAGGAGAAUGUCGUAGAGAAUGCAAACAGGCAUCAUCUAAAAAUGACAUAACAAAAGUAUGCAAAAAAGUCACCGAGAACUCUCUCUACAGCUGUAUCACCAAAAAUGAAAUGGGCUCAGCAUGCUGUGGUUUUGUGGGCCGUCACACCAACUGCAGGGACUUCUGCGAUGCCAUAUUCAGGACGGACUCGACGCCAACAGAAUCCCAGAUCAAGACCGUCAAAGACUUCUGCAAGAGUCACAGCCCUAAGCUUGUCGAAUGCGUCAACAACUUCACCGAGUCCUACCCUGCUCGCAGCCCCAUAGACAGUUUGUACUGCUGCGACCGGGCUGAAGCCCCAAACUGCCAGACGGCCUGCCGCCAUCUCCUCCGCGCCAUGAAUACAGACCAAGAGAUUAUGGAGGGCCUCAUUAAAGAGUGUGGCACCCAGCCCCUCCCUCAGGAUCCAAUGUGGCAGUGUUUCCUGAGCAGAGCUCACCCUCCUUCCCCACCCGAGGAGGAGACCCCCCAUCCAGCCAAGAUGGACUGCGCCAAGCUGCACUGUUGCUCAAAGGCAAACACGUCGGUCUGCAGGGAAAAGUGCCACCAGAUCAGCACCCACUGGGGCAGCCAGACAUGGCAAGACUUUGAUCAGCUGUGUGAGUACAACCCAAUGGAGAUGGAGCUCAUCAACUGCCUGGCAGAUGUCAGAGAGCCAUGUCAGCUGGGCUGCAAGGACCUGACUUACUGCACCAACUUCAACAACAGGCCCACGGAGCUGUUCCGUAGCUGUAACAUGCAGUCAGACCAAGGUGCCAUGAACGACAUCAAGCUGUGGUCCAACGGAACGAUCAAGAUGCCCUUCAUGAACAUCCCAGUCCUGGACAUCAGGAAGUGUCUGCCAGACAUGUGGAAGGCGGUGGCCUGCUCUCUGCAGAUCAAACCCUGCCACAGCAAAUCCAGGGGGAGCGUCAUAUGCAAGUCAGACUGUGUGGAUAUUCUGACCAAGUGUGGGGAUAAUAAACGCUUUCAUGAAGGACAAACCCCAGAGAGGCUCUGUGAGGUGCUGUCUCCCAUCGAUGACCCUGAACGCUGCAUCCCCCUCCACAGAUAUCUCACACCAAGUUCACUGAGCAACACCAUAGUGGAGGAGAUCAUCCAUCCAUGCAACCCUAAUCCAUGUCAAAGCAACCACUUAUGCCAGGUCAACAGAAAGGGCUGUCUUGAUGAAAUCAACUGUCAACCAUAUCUCUGUGUGCCAGGUUGUAAAAUGGGAGAGGCUUCUGAAUUUCUGGUGCAGCAGGACGCUCUCACCCAAGUUCCAACUCGUGAUGGAGCUCCCAGUUGCCACGAGAUGUGCAGCUGUGGCACCAGUGGGCGUCUGGAGAACUGCGUGGAGAUUCCCUGUGUGGAAACAGACAAGGGCUGCGUUGUAGAGGGGCAACGAAAGAACCAUGGGACGACCUUUAGAACUGACUGCAACACGUGUUCCUGCUUCGCUGGAGAAACAAUCUGCUCUACCAGAAAAUGUCCCACAGAAAGUGUCCAUUGGACUUCUACUGAUCUACCCUGUAACUGCCCAUAUCGUUUCAUCCCAGUGUGUGCCUCCAAUGGGCGGACCUAUCCCAGUGGAUGUGUGGCUCGUUGUAUGGGAUUCAAAGACCACCAAUAUGUCUUUGGCCCCUGCCAUUCCAUUAAACCUUGCUCUGACAUAACCUGCCAAAGAAACCAGAGGUGCAUCCCGAGGCGACGUGUUUGUCUGAGCAACUUUUCGGACUGUCCGCAGUAUGAGUGUGUUGGUCGGCCAGCAGUCUGCGACAGAAACAGCAUGGAGCCGGCCUGUGACAUUGAUGGGCGGGUGCAUCGCAGCCUGUGCCAUCUGCAGCAGUCUGGAAAGACACUGGCCUACAUGGGGCAUUGCCAGGAGGCCUGCAAGAAGAAAAAAGAAGUCUGUGGUCACAAUGGUGAGACGUACAACACGGUGUGUGAGGCCUUCUCUGACCGUGUGGCUGUUGACUACCAGGGCCCCUGUCGUGCCGUAGGGACCCUGUCUGAUUUGGGUCUAGAUUCAGUGUGUAGUGAGGUGUCCUGUCCACCGAUAUCAAAUCCAGGCUGCCACCCCAUAAUCCCACCUGGAGCCUGUUGUCCCAUAUGUGCCAGCAUGCUGCAGAUCCUCUGGAGCCAGAAGCAGAUUAACACUUUCUCAAAGCUGAACAGGAACCAGCCGGUGGCUGUCUACGACGUCCUGCAGAUCUUCCGGCUCCACAUCUCCGUGCCGCAGUGUGACGUCUUUGGCUACCUGAGCAUUGACAACAGGCUGGUGGUUCUUGUUGCCCCAGUGGACCAUCAACCAACACUUCUGCAGGUGGAGGCCUGCAGUAAGGAGGCUGAAAAGAUUGAUUCUCUCAUCAACUACGCUAGCCCCACUCUGGUCUCCCACGUUCCGCUGUCCGCCUUCCUCAGCUCUGAGAUCAAGACCUCGUCCAUCCACUCUGGGGGCUCUCUGCCGGAACCUGUACCCAUGAUCCUCUGCUUCUGCCUGGUUCUCAUCAUCAUGGCGGCUCCUAGACUCCAGUAGCUUUAAGUGCCGAUUCUUCCUCCCUUCCUCCUGUUUCUUUUCCCCCAAAGUACCCUGUUUCUGAGACUGUUUGGGUUGCCAUGGAAAAGGACAAGGAGGUCAUUCUGACAAUCAUUCACAUUGACUGCUGCGUCUUAAACAAUCAAGCUGGGGAAAAAGUUCUUAUUAUAGACCAUCUAUAAGUAUUAUUAAUUAAUGAGGGACUCACUGGGUUUCCCCCUCAGUGGAGGGUGUGUGUGUGUGCGGGUGUGUGCGUGAAUGCGUGUGUGUCUGUGUGCUUGACCUCUAAGAAAUACCUAGUUUUAUAUCAACAGUGUUAUGUCAGGAACAGACUCUUUGAAAGGUGUUAAGGUUGAUGACACACUCUUUGCGUGCAUGUGUGUGCGUGUGUGUCUGGUCGCAGAUCCAAGACACAUAGAGGAAAAGUGACCUCAUCUGGCAGCACAUCUUUCUGACAAAUGUAUUUACAUAAAUACACACCCAGUGACUGGUGGUGAUUGAAGAGGAGUGUGUUGACAGUCAGACCAACAAGUGUGUGUGAUGAAGCCUCAGUGUUGACCACAUGUACAGCGCACUUGCAUGUGACGUCUAUGUGGACCUAGUGUUUGAACCUCAGCAGUGUUAUGGACCGAGUAAGGUCCAGCAAACGGAUCCAGUUUUAAAUCAGACCCAAUUUCUGAUCAAACAAAAGUGCUCUAAAAUUAUGGAAUGCCUAAAGUGCCACAAAAUAUAGGGAGCGUAUACACACAAAUCAGUGACGUGCAGUGAGGGGCAAAGCUGGUGAGGCACUGACUUAAUCAUAAUCAGAUAUACAAAUGUAGACCAUCUGCAUGUUAUUGUUUACAUAAGGAAAUUUAUGUUGACAACGCUGGAGAGCAAAAAGACUAUUCUUUUACAUGCCAUCCAUAGCCGCGCUGCCGUGGUAGAAUAAUUCCGUUCAUUCAAUGAAACUUGGAAAUGUAGGUAUUAUUCAUAUUAUGCUCCACAACAAAGGCAAAAUCCAUUCAAGUACAACUCAAAACCACGUCUUUCUCGCUCACUGCAUUGGCCAGGCUACACACACACUCGUUGCCAUAGCAACUGACAACGGCCCUAAAAAAAUACUGAAAUAUUUCCCACACAAAGAGCAGAACAUUCAGUC